Centruroides sculpturatus (bark scorpion) is the source of this 2546-nucleotide messenger RNA. Its product is annotated as mucin-2-like. The record is from RefSeq and is a predicted model, not a curated record. NCBI's taxonomy places the organism in Eukaryota, Metazoa, Arthropoda, Arachnida, Scorpiones, Buthidae. Bases 12 to 2546 code for a protein of 844 amino acids. The transcript is spliced from 6 exons.
AUAAUUAGCAGAUGUUACUCUAUAUGAAAGUGCGCAUUUUCCGUUCUCCUUUCUCUAUAAAUAUUCGUUACGUUACGUUUUAUUGUAACUCAACAAAAGGAAGCAUUAGUAAAAUGUUGCUGUUGAUCAUUUUCAGUAUUAUAUUUGCAGGAAACUGCGAUGGAAAGAAUUUACAUAUUGAAAACGGCGAAGAGAGUGAUAGAAUAUUUGGAUUUUUUGAUUGGAUUUUUCCUAAACCUGAUCCGUUCCAAAAAGAUCUAAAUGAAAUUGAAUCACUGCUUAAGCGUUUAUUCAACUUAAACUGUGAUGUAGAUUUAUCAGUAUGUUUAUCAAAUAGUAAAAGGUCAUUUGAUACUGAGAAACGUCAAAUGGACGUCAUAAAUUCGACUGGAACUAAUCCUAAUGAAGUGGGAACAACACAAAGUACAGAAGGAACUACACCAACAGUAGCCAACCCAACAUCCGAUCAGGGAACAACACAAAGUACAGAAGGAACUACACCAACAGUAGCCAACCCAACAUCCGAUCAGGGAACAACACAAAGUACAGAAGGAACUACACCAACAGUAGCCAACCCAACAUCCGAUCAGGGAACAACACAAAGUACAGAAGGAACUACACCAACAGUAGCCAACCCAACAUCCGAUCAGGGAACAACACAAAGUACAGAAGGAACUACACCAACAGUAGCCAACCCAACAUCCGAUCAGGGAACAACACAAAGUACAGAAGGAACUACACCAACAGUAGCCAACCCAACAUCCGAUCAGGGAACAACACAAGAUACAGAAAUCACACCAACGAAUGCAACAGAUACUAAUUGCGAUUGUGAGGAGGAGGAAACAUCAACGUCAGACAAACCAACUGAAAGCGCUCCAUCCUCUCAAGAGGUAACAACAGCAACAACUAAGAUUACGCCUACUACAGAUCUUCCCAUUUCAGCAGUUAUAAACAUUAUUUGUCAGAUUCCAUCCAAUAUAAUUUCAAGUCUUUUCUGCAUUUUAGAGUUAGUUCAGACUGCUUAUAAAAACAGUUGCCUGGACACUUCAAUGAAAUGUAUUCAAGCUAUUAUAUAUGAAAUUAGUAUGAAUAGACAAGAUUGUUUGUGCCUUACACGUGCUAUCAUAGAUAUAUUAGAUGAUAUUAUAUCUUUUUUAGAACCGCCAGGUAUUAUAUUUACAGGAAUCUGUUACAUUUUUCCUUCAUUAUGUGAGAAGUCCUUAAGCUUUAAGUGUCCCAAAACUACUGUAGAUAUAACCAAGUGCUUUUCGUCAUUUAAUAAAAGAUCAUUUGACACUGAAGGAAGAGUAAUUAUCGACAUACAUAUCGGUACAGAAAAUAAUGAAACAAUUGAAUGUGAGGAAACAACAACAGAAAAUAUUCUAACAACAGGAACAGAAAACACAUCAAUAAUACCAAAAACCUCUACAAUUUCAGAAGAUGAAACAACAGAAACAACACCAACAACAAUACCGACAACAACAGAAGAAACAACCACGUGUACUGAAAGCACUCCACCCAAUGGAGAGGAAACGACAGAAAUAUCAACGCAGACAACAGAAACAUCAACAUCGAUAACAACAGAAACAUCAACACCGAUAACAACAGAAACAUCAACACCGAUAACAACAGAAACAUCAACACCGAUAACAACAGAAACAUCAACACCGACAAUAACAGAAUCAACAACGCCGACAACACCAGAGCCAACACCAACGACAACAGACGUUACUACAACUUCAGAUGAGAAAACAACGACAGAAGAAACAACCACGUGUACUGAAAGCACUUCACCUAAAGAAACAACAGAAGAGAGUACAACAACGACUACUACGGAAACUCCAACAACGACCUCAUCAACAACAGAGACCGAGUCAACGACAAUAACUAAAACUACUACAUCACACGAAGAGAGAACAACCGAAGUUAUACUUACUACACACGAUUCGAUUUUUGAAUUGUCAAACAGUUUAACAAAUAUCUGUUCUAUUUCAUCAAGUGUAAUUUCAACUUUUUUCUGCGUUUUGGAGAUCGUUCAGAAGGAUAAAGGUGACAAUUGCCUAGACUAUGCAAUGAAUUGCACUCAAGCAAUUAGAAAUAAUAUCAUUAAAGGGGAAGAAAACUGUAACACCCUUCUUACUGCUAUCUCAGGCAUAUCAGAUUAUCUUGAAUCAUCAUUAAAACCUCCGUCUAAUGUAUCAUUUCAACCUUAUGACGAACAAUUAUACCUGUUGAAACGACAUAUCCAACUACUAACUACCUUAGUGCAACGACAGAUGCGAUGGGAUAACUCUACUCAUCUACCGGCAUCACGUUGGACUCUGUCGGCCGAUGAAAUCACUCUUUUAAAAGCUACCCUGUUAGAUUACGAAGCGGAUUACAACGACCUCAAAACUCUUGUUACCCUCAAUGUUACUCGAGGAAAACGUGGAUUAAUAGACACCGGAGGGAAACUUUUAAAAUAUCUCUUUGGAGUUGCUACAACAGAAGAUAUAGAGAUCCUUAAUGAAAAUAUAGCCCGACUAACUGAAACUAACGAAGAGUGA